AUGUUGCUCCGGCUACGCUUCAAUCUUGGGCUGAAGCGGCCUGUGUCGGCACGUGAGUGGUUGCACAGGAGACCGGUUGGAACCAGGUUUGUGGAUUGGAGUAGAGUUGAUGUUAGGCACUACGCCAGAUCCACGUGUGGACGCACGAAUUUUGAGACAGCAAUUUUUGGACACAAGAGCAAAAUACUUCUUGCAGCAGCAACGGCUGCUUCAUACUAUGCUGGGAAAAAGAUGCUUAUCAAAAAGCUUCUCGUUAUGGGGUACACCAGGGCCUUCGCCGUGUGUGGAUUCAUGAACUUUUCGACGCUCCUGGGCCCGAUUGGAGAAAUAGUCAAUGUCAUGCUCAUGGCAGCAGCGGCUGUUGUGGCCGGCAUUUUCAUUGCUGUUCCGACAGAAUAUUUCGCCAGACGUCGAUUGCAAAGGCAGGGCCUUGUAGCCUAUGGCAUGAGCAGAGACAGGGACUUGGCAAACUUUCUGAUCAAUGCCGAUAUUCGCUUGGUGCGAUGCGAAUAUCUGAAGGAACUCCAAGCAGCCGGUCGAUUGUUGCCACGCCGCCAAGAGGCAGAGAGGGAGACUUUACGCGAUGGCCGAAGCGCUUUGGUUUCACCAGCGGAACUUUGGCGCUUGACAUUUCAUCCACAGCGUUUGAGUCUAGAAGGUGAUAUCUCCGAUCGGGCAGCAUUCCGCUUGCCGGGAAAACACGUUCGCAUCGUGUCUGUGUCCCAUGUUUGGGAAUCACGCGAGCACCCAGAUCCAUGGGGGUUUCAGCUUCAGGAGCUAUGCUCGCACUUGCGAUGCAUGGAAGCCGAAAUCGCUGAACAUGCAGGGUAUGCCAAUCAUGAGACAUGGGUUUUUGUGGAUUUCACUUCUUUGCCACAGUACAAGCGAAACCCCGAGCAAGAAAAGAGUUUUGAUCAUUCAAUGCAGCAUAUGCACUUGCUUUAUGCGAGCGAUGCUAUAUUUGAUGUGAUUCGCCUGGAUCAGCUUACUCCCCGGCGAGUGAAAUCGUGGCGUCCAGGAAAACUGGAGUUCUACAGUGAUAAAGUUGGUGGCUAUGAGGCACGGCCUUUUAAUGAGCUGCUGUUGAACAGAACUCCUUAUUCCUCCCGUGGGUGGUGUUGCGCUGAGGCUCAGUGGGCCGGCACAAAGUUUUGCAUCACAGGGUUGGCACCAAUGAGCCCGAAGCUAUUCCAGCAGCGAGUUUCUGAAGCAAAUGCUGACAAGGCUGCGGCAGUAGUAUUUACACAUCGUCCAGAUGCGGAAACUGUGAUCAAGUUACAAGAGUAUGUCUUCCACCUCAAAGCCAAAGAGCGAUGUCAGCUUGUACUGAACGAGCUGCCCACAUCGGAGAUUGAUGUGCUUACUAGCGCUUUGCCUUUCUUCAGCAACCUGCAAUAUUUAUCUUUUCGUCACUGCAACGUUUCAGCUGACAACAUCUCAAGCGUUGUCGACGCAGUACAAGGUCUCAGCCGUCUCAGACGGUUACAGUUUCGCCACUGCAAUCUUGGAGACCAGCAGGCGGCAGCACUGUUUGAGGCCAUCACGCAGCGAAAUCAAGUUUCUACGAUGAUCCAGAGCGUUGAUCUGUCGGACAACAGCAUCAGCAGCCGGGGUGCAAAGAAGAUUGCAGGCUGGAUCGUCCAAAGUGGGGUGAGGCAUGUCGAUCUCUCUCGCAACCGCAUCGGCGACAGCGGCACGCGUGCAAUUCUUGAAGCUAGCAGCAAGAGUGGGGCUGCAGUUUCGCUAGAUGGUCAGGACUCCAGACUCCGAUUGAGUCGAAAGAGCAAUCCGCUUUUCUGCUUGUCACGAUUUUCAGCCCACCUGAGUGGGGCCUUUGUUUUUGAUUGCAGGUCUAGGAUCUAUCUGCAGUGCCCACACGCUGCACCACCUUCAGAAGCAGGGAUGUGCGCGAUUGAUGAGCGAGUUUUGGUGUUUUCAUUUUAA
Molecule: messenger RNA, 1944 nt
Organism: Symbiodinium sp. CCMP2592
Lineage: Eukaryota; Dinophyceae; Suessiales; Symbiodiniaceae
Source: the annotation of a GenBank genome assembly